Molecule: messenger RNA, 4004 nt
Organism: Trematosphaeria pertusa
Lineage: Eukaryota; Fungi; Ascomycota; Dothideomycetes; Pleosporales; Trematosphaeriaceae
Exons: 4
Coding region: 414-4004 (1196 amino acids)
Cellular component (GO): nucleus
Molecular function (GO): poly(A) RNA polymerase activity; RNA binding
Source: RefSeq, a predicted model, not a curated record
CGACAAUUUAUCCUUAGCCCGUCUUAAGAGCGUUCUCCUUACCUCGUUGCAGUACAGCAACAACGCACAGGACCCUUUUGUUUGUGGCGCAGCGACCGAAUGCAGUUAGUGCAAAUGACUCAUUUUCGCUCACGCUCAGCCACCUGGGAAACAAGGCUCAUUCCUCCAUGAAGGAGUCAUCAAAGCCCGAUUGGGUAAUGGGCCUGACUCCGUAGCAGGCGUACUUCAAGACGUAUAAGAAGUGUUGCGGUGUGUUGGCCCGAACUAGAAUUAGGUACAACCGCGUUUCGAUCUUCACAGGUUCCUGCUCUGUUCCGAGCUCAGUACAUCGAGCGCGUCUGUUUUUGAUACCCCUUUUCUCUCAUCCUCCUACACUACUACUAUCAGCUACGGCCUAGAUACCCAUCUGAGCCAUGGCGGGCGUCGACGAGACUUCACAUUCAGCCUCCAUCUCAACAACUUCCUAUGAAACAGCACUAUGCGUGAUUCCGUCACAGCACGCAUGCCAGGAUAUCGAAAACCUCCGUUCACUGUACGACAAAGGCUAUGGGAAAUGGCCACCCCAUGUCAAUCUUAUCUACCCAUUCGUUGAGCCCGACGCCCUUCAACGAGCAACGGCGCGAAUUGAUUCCUAUCUUCAGGGGAUGUGGGACGUGAAAAACGGCCCCGAGGUGAUCCUGGACCAAGCUGACCACUUCGAACAUCGCAGCAACAGCACAAUCUUUCUCCGAGGGAGCGACGACUCGCAAGUUCCUUUAGCAUUGCUUCGCUCCGCGGCUCUCCAGGCAUUAGGCCAAGCGGCCAGUUCUUGCAACUUCCACCUCACAGUUGGACAAUCAGAAGAUGACACCCCCUCCUCGCGCAACUUUCUCCUAGAUAAGGCUCGUCGGAUUCCGGCACUAACUUUCGAGGUCGGCUCGCUCGCCAUCCUAAUCAGGGAACGAGCAUCAGCUCAAGAUCCGACGACCAAUCGGAUGAGGCUGUGGGGAACUUUAGAUGUCUCUGCUGUUAGAUCGAAUUCACUGGCGCGAUUGCCCGAAUUCUGGCUUGAAGGAGGCUCGGAUGAGGGAGAUCGCUCGGAGACUGAGGAAGAUGAUGGAACUGAGCCCAACGAUCGGACGUCUAUUUCAACCGCUCUACGCCAACCUCGGUCGGGAACGACAUUCCACUUCGACUCCGAGAAUGAAUGUUGGUCUUCAGUGCAUUCUCCGCCGGGUGGAGAAGCUACACUAUCUGCUCUUAGCGUCUCCAGCUACAACGUGCUGAUUGAUUCGGAAUACCCCCCUGCACGAGACCGAGACUCUCUGCUAGUCGAGACGAUUCUCUCAGACUCUGCAACCGCCGAUGCCCUGAUCCUGCAAGAAGUUUCCGACGACUUCUUGUCCUAUCUGCUUUCGAAUGAGGACGCCCGACGACAGUAUGCGUUUACAUCCCACGGUCCGCCUGAUCAGCCUGAUAUUGGACCCCUCCCCAGCCUCCGCAACAUCGUUAUCCUCAGCCGCUGGUACUUCCAUUGGGAAUUCGUUCCGUUCCACAGGCGGCAUAAGGGUGCAGUCGUCGCAACCUUUCCCUCUUUGCCUUUUGUCGUCGCGGGUGUUCACUUGACAUGCGGUUUGACGGACGGUUCGGUUGCCGCGAAAAAGGUUCAGCUCCAAAAUAUCACCCGCUAUCUCAAACGAAACCACGCUGACAAACCAUGGGUCUUGGCUGGCGACUUCAAUAUUACCACCUCCAAGUACACGAUCGAUCUCGCUUUGAGGGACAAGUCCAUCUCCCAGCAGACAGCGAGAACCUUGGAGUCGAUGGAGUUAAUGAUCGCUGAAGUUGGCCUGCUGGACGCUUGGUCGGUAACCCGGGUGGAAGCGACAGAUGAGAGCGCAAUGGCUGAUGCGGACCACUUAUUCGAAGGGGAAGAGGGUGCCACUUUCGAUCCAAGAGAGAAUGCUCUCGCGGCUGCUACAUCUGGUACAUCAAACAACCGACCACAGCGGUAUGAUCGCAUCCUGGUCCGCCCACAAGGCCUGCUUCGCAUCGACCGUUUCAACCACUUCGGCCUCCCUGAGACAUCCAAUGGGAUGCAGCAGGUUCCAAGUGAUCAUUCGGGUAUUCGAACUUCAAUGAAGAUCCAAUCGGGCGAGGCUGGGGGUCCGUCAAAGGAACUCGACAUGCUGAAUCAAUACUCAGUCGAGCAUACGCAUGCUAGCGCGCAUCUUUCACAUGCCAGCGACUUGAUAGAUGCGUUGUCUAAGCGCCAAGUCUUUCCCACUGCCGAAGAAGAAGUACACCGCAAGAAUGCCUUCGAACUUCUCAAAAGUAUCGUUCUUGGCUCGUUCCAUCUCGACGACUCCAGCACGCCAGACAUUCCGAUGGUCAUAGUCCCAGUCGGUUCGUACGCGCUUGGUGUUUGGACGUCGAUAUCAGAUAUUGAUUGCCUCUGCAUUGGCUCGAUCAGCUCCAAAACCUUCUUCCGGCUCGCUCGCCAGCGCAUUCUCAGAGCGGAAUCGCAAGGCGUGCGCCUGCUUCGCAAGGUGGAGGCAAAUACCGGGACUAUGCUGGAACUGUCUGUCAAUGACAUCAGUGUGGAUCUACAGUACUGCCCAGCUGCGACUAUCGCGCAGAAAUGGUCCGACUUCCCCAGCCUCCAAGCCUCCGAUCCGCUCUUCAAUCUCCCCAUCCUGUCGCUGCGCAAGCUCAAACCCGUUCGAGACCUUUCUUAUAUUCAGCGCACUCUACCCUCCAUGGCGUCCUUCCGUCUCGCCUAUCACUGCAUCAAGCUAUGGGCCAUAGAGCGCGGCAUCUAUUCGGCCAAGUUCGGAUACCUAGGCGGCAUACACUUCGCGCUGAUGCUCAGCUGGGUGUGCAAGCGUUUGGCCCACGAUGGUGCAUCAGUUAGCGCAAGCGAUCUCAUUGCCUCGUUCUUCCACCACUACGCGUACUUUGACUGGGAACAUGAGAUGGUGUUCGACGCAUUCUUCCAUAAGAAGCAGCCGAGAUAUCACCGGACAGCGAAAGAGCCCAUGGUGGUGCUGGGUUUCCAUGCUCCGAACUCAAACAUUGCGCAUACUGCUACUGUUCCAGGGUUGCAAACUCUCGUCCAAGAAUUUCGCCUAGCUGAUGAACAGCUCUCUGCCCCGGAUAUGACAUGGGAUAAGUUCUUCCAGGGCCAUGAGCCGGCCGUCGCGGAUACCAAAGUGGAUCCGACAGUAGCAACGUUCCUGACGUCGCACGAGAGCUACGUCAAGAUUGAUAUCCAGUAUUGGGGCCGUACACUAUCAAUGGGGAAAGGUCUUGUGGGAUGGGUAGAGUCACGUUGCAUCAACCUCGUCGUUGAUAUCCAUAAAGCUCUUCCACACCUCUUCGUCCGUAUCUGGCCAGCGCGCUUCAGCGACAGUGACCCUACAACGUCCGGUGCCUACUAUCAUGGCUGCUACCUUAUCGGUCUUUCAAGGCGGGAGCCCGAGAACACCGAAACGAGCGGGGAAGAUCGUCAACACGCCAAGCUAGCUAUCCGGAAGACUUUCGAUCGCUUCCUCGCGCAGGUGCAGGCAGACGGCAAGUAUUACGAUCCAAACUCGUGCUGGAUCGGCGUCUCGCUAGCGAAGCCAGGCGACGUGAAGAACAUGCGGCUAGACAACCGAGAAUGGGGCGAUUAUGUCGCGGAGUUUGAGCCUAACUCCGACGAUGAAGAGGCCAGUGAUGACCUUACUGAGGAGCCCCGGCCGGUGCAGAAGCUGCUCAUCCGCCCGUCUACUUCGACACCCGUAUCAUCGAGUAAGCUCCGCCCAGCAUCCGACAUCCUCAAUCGCCUGCGUUGGGACCCGAACCUCGACCCCAGUGACUACAUCGUGGGAUACGAAGAUCGGUUCUUGGGCGCUAAGGAGACAGCGUUGGAGAAGUGGAAGACGGAGCAGACAGAUGAGGAGUUUAUUCCACAGCAUCGGAUACUGUAUUUCAAGAAGAAGGGUGAGGGUGGUGGAGAGGUGUGGCAAUUCCAUCUCCUGUAG